CCAUUUCAUUCCACAUAUUUAAACCAAUUUACAUCCAAAUUCUCUCAUCUAGCAAUGACGGCUAUGCUUAUGAAGGUGUCAUGCGCAGUGGUCUUGCUGGUGGUUUACAUGGGGUUGCUGACGCCGGAGGUGGAAGCUGUGACAUGUGGUCAGGUGGUGGGCGCCGUGGCACCAUGCCUUGGCUACCUAAGGAACGGCGGAACUCCUCCACAGCCGUGCUGUACUGGAGUUAGAGGGCUUAGGAAUGCGGCUAGAACCACCAGUGACCGUAAGACCAUUUGCAAUUGCCUGAAGAGUGCUUCUUCGUCUUACCGUGGUGUUAGUGGUAAUUACGCCGCUAGUCUCCCCGGAAAAUGUGGUGUCAACUUACCCUACAAGAUCAGCCCCUCCACCGACUGCAAUAGGAUCCAGUGAAGAGGAAAUAUUGAAGAAGCAAAAAUGUGGCAUUGAGGCAUACUUGUACUAUCCCGGCAAUAAAGUCAUAAUUCCCUACUUAGGAACCAAGACCGAGACCAGUCUCUUAAUAAUUUGGUGUAUUUGUUGUUGCUCAGUAGUAACGAUUUCUACUUUGAAAUCUAUGAGUAUGUGAUGUGAAAGGAAAUGCACUUCCUUACAAGGAUUACAUUAUAUAUUUUAUUUUGAAUAUGUCCAAUAUCGUGAAAAUAAUGUAAUGAUUUUCAAUC
Molecule: messenger RNA, 683 nt
Organism: Lactuca sativa (garden lettuce)
Lineage: Eukaryota; Viridiplantae; Streptophyta; Magnoliopsida; Asterales; Asteraceae
Product: non-specific lipid-transfer protein 1
Biological process (GO): lipid transport
Molecular function (GO): lipid binding
Source: RefSeq, a predicted model, not a curated record